AGAUGAGCAAUAUGGCAACAAAUCACACUGCAGCACUUUACAGCCUUGUAGACCCAUUGAUUGAUUGAUUGAUUGAUUGGUUGAUUGAUACAACACAGUAGAUACUCAUAUGAUGCAUAACUGUUGCACUCUCUGGAAGUCAUGGCUUUCUCUCUUCCCCCCCCCCAUUUGAAUAAUAGCACACAGUAUGUGUGUCAAUAAGGCAAAAACUCAAAGCAUUUUGAUUUGCAGAAUGUUUUAUAGAAAUGUAUAUUUGUGAAAUGCAGUGAACACAUUUUAUACGUAAUUGUUUCCCUAUCUAUGGAAAUAUCUUCCUGUUUUUUACUUUGACCUCUUUUGUUAUACAGUACCAGUCAAAAGUUUGGACACACCUUCUCAUUCAAUGGUUUUUCUUUAUUUUUCUUUAUUUUCUACAUUGUAGGCAUACUGUACGGUUUCCAGUGAUAUGCACUUUUUAAUAUGUUGUUGAAAUUGGUUUUUACAUCCUGACAGCAAUAAAUAACUUAUGGGCAAUGAAAAAGAAGCGAAACAAAAACGAAUUCUGUAUCGGCUAUAAACCUGUUAAAAUGCUUACCAAUCGGAGACAUUGUACCCGAAUCUAAAGAACCAAUCACAAGCCUGCGCGUUCUCUCCCCUCUGUGUACGAGCCUGAGCCGGCCUGAGCGCGUUCACGGAGGGCAAAGAAAGCGUUGUUGUCAUAGUAGUUCAUGACAGUGGACUAGACCUAGUGAGCCUACAACGUCAACACGAUGGAAGACAAACAGAAGUUACCACUGCCACCGUUACUUGCCCCGGUUCAUCCUUUUAAAAAGGCAAGAAAAAGAAAGACCGAAAAUGAAAAGGCAGCAACAAUAAAAAAGUUGGAGAGAGCUCGAGGAAAAACGAGGAUAAAUAUUGGAUUCGCUUUUCAGCGAUGGCGAAAGCUGAGGGAGUGGUUUGGCCUGAAAAGUGACGCAAUGGUUGCCGGUUUUCUCUUGGACAGAGCUGAUGACUUCUCAGUAGCUGGAGUUCAGGAAUUAGACGUCAGCAGUCCUGACGAGACAGCUCUUGAGGAAUUGGAUGCAAGUAUGUCAUCCCUGGACCUGACCGCUGAUGUUGAUGCUGAUGCGUAUAACGACAUUCAUUCUUACCGUACACUGCAGUAGAAUAUGGCAAAUUGCAACAGCUUAAAAAGGCCAGCUCGAAAGAAGGGAAACACUUCCAUCACAGUCAAGACAGGCAAACGUUGCCCUCAGAAGCAAAGAGAUUCAAGGGAAAGAUCUCGAGUGAACAUUGGAUUGGCAUUUGAAAAGUGGCGUGCACUGAAAGCAGAGAAAGGAUUGAAAACUGAUGCAGAGGUGGCCCUGAAUCUGCUGGAUAAAAAGAAGAGGAUGGCCUCCAGGCCAGAUUCCUCUAGCGCCGGUGACAAAAAGAUGAAAUUCUCCCAAUCGGAAGUGCAGACGCUGAUCGAGCAGGAGAUUCAAACCGCAGUGAAAGAGAAGGAAACCAAGCUGCAGGGUUUAAUAGAAACCAUUCAACAGCUGGACCGUUCUGUCGACUAUGAAAGCUCCAUCCAAAAACUGGAGGCUCGAAUUAACACGGUAACCAAGAGAGCCGAAGACGCCAUUACCUUCAUGACAAAGAGACAGAAAAAGAGCCCACCGCCUUCUCUUGUUAAUGUCAAGAUCAUGAGGUCAGACUCUGAAGAGGAAACCAUGGAAACCGUGUCACAGGCUGACAAAAAGGACACGGACCGCACGGAGAAGAGCGGAGUGUUCUCUAAAAUGAUGGAGAACACAAAAAAGGCACUAAAGAAGAUGCAUGAUGAUAAUGAAGCUUUGAAGGAUGCCAUAGCAGAUUUAGGUGAGGGGCUGCCUCCUCCGGUUCUUACCCCUUAUGGUUCUCCUGAGGGAAAGGGACUUGUCGGUGUCUCAAAGGAAGAACCAGAAGUGAAGCCGGAAAUACAGAACAGUGUUAAGGAGCCCAAACAGUGUGAGGAACCAAAGUCUGCGAAGUUGGAAGUAGAUUCUCUCCCUUUUCGCGAGAGCAGCAGUCCCAAGCACACCGACUCGGAGCAGGACAAGCUCCUGUAUCCGCCUCUUCCCUCCAAGAGCUUCCCCUCCAUCCUGAACAUGGAGGCGGCCUCGUACAACAUCCCCCAGAGACCACAAGUACGUCUGGCUCUCAUCAGGAACCCCGCGGGCCUCUCUGUGCUCUGGAACGUGGAAGAGGAAGACCCCUCAGGGCCGCCCAUGGGUACUUACAGCGUCUUCAUGACCGUGGAGAAGGUAAAGGGGAGCGACGUCUUCCCUGAUUGGACCGUUGCCGAGGUGGCGGCCAAAACUCUGCCCAUGUGUUUGAUGAUCAGCAAGUACAAGCCCGGCCGCAAGGUGUGCGUCGCUGUGGUGGGCAAAGACAAGUUCGAGCGGUACGGACCUUACAGUAAAGUAGUGACCGCGUCUUUACCCGAGUAGUUGGGAGGAGGAGAUUUGGUCAAAGGAAGAGACGACACAAGAGACUUACUUCAAGAAGGAUUUACCCACUUUUACAAUAAGUAUUGUUAUUUAAGUGCCUUGAGGUUGAUAAAACGGAAAGCGGCGGGAGGACACUGUUUUUGAUUUGGUCACAAUUUUCUGUUUUAUGAAACUUCCAGAAAAUGAUUACAGUUCCAACAGAAAUAACCAUGUUUAAGGAAUUUCGUUCUCUGUUUGACUGUCUGGCACUUAUGCAGACGUCGGUUAAACAAUGAAUUAACGGUUUACUGUGAGUCGAAAAGUUUUACUCAUGUAUAAAUGUUUAGCUGUUUUACGAGCCAUUAAAGUGUUUAAAUGUAUGUUCUGUAUGAUUUUUUUAUUUUUGUUGUUUUCAAAGUAAAAAUCUCAAACAUUACAUAAU
This is a messenger RNA of Anoplopoma fimbria (sablefish), 2874 nucleotides long. RefSeq names its product activating transcription factor 7 interacting protein 2 (gene atf7ip2). The transcript is spliced from 15 exons. The record is from RefSeq and is a predicted model, not a curated record. Gene Ontology annotation, biological process: regulation of DNA-templated transcription. Gene Ontology annotation, molecular function: protein binding; transcription coregulator activity. The coding region runs from base 1149 to 2453 and encodes 434 amino acids. Lineage: Eukaryota; Metazoa; Chordata; Actinopteri; Perciformes; Anoplopomatidae. Gene Ontology annotation, cellular component: transcription regulator complex; nucleus.